AAUAGUUUUAUCGGUUGAGUGGGAGUAGACCCGCUAGUAGCGGGUACGCUGCUUUGAAGAAGUGAACUCGCGCACUGACACACCCACCCCACGACUUCACGCCUUCCUCCUGACUGACGCUCACUCUCGGGAACCGCAAACCACCACCCAGCCUCGCCGCGCGCCAUGUCCGGCGACGCCAAGCCCCUCGCCGACGGCGCCUUCCUACGCUUCCUCCUCCCUUCCCCCAAGCCCAAGCCCGCGCCCGCCCCACCCGCCCGCCUCGCCCCGCCGCACCAACUGUUCGCGCCCCCGCCGCCGCCGCUCCCCCUCCCUCGCCCCGACGAGCGCCUCUUCAUCGUGCCCCCCACGCGCCCCUCCUGGUACCCGCCGCCGCCUCCCCCUGCACCCACCCCCCCGCCGCGCCGCGCUCCCCCUGCCACCCGCAAUGCAGGUGGCUUCGGCGCCGGCCGGGGCGCUCCGGUGCGGCGGAGGGUUGGGGAUUUCGUCGGUGCCAGGCCUCGCGCGGGUCCCGAGAGGCGGAAUGCGGGCGCGGGUCUCGCUGCCGCGAAACCAACCCGAGGCGGCGGCGAGGCCCGGCGGGCGGAGAAGAGUCAGAAGAGGGUGUGGGUCCCCGUGGGGAAGAAGGGUGGGAAUGGCGGCAGCGACGUCGACGACCAGGCGGCGGGCGGCGGAGGCUACGCGGGCGGCGACGAGGCCGAGGGGAGCCUCGAGGGGGACGAGCAGCUGGAACCGGACGACAGCGAGCAGGACGACAGUGAUCUUCUUGGGGAAGAACUGGAGAAUUCUCUCACCAUCGCCGGUGGUGAUCACGAGUAUGCUGACGGUGACGGCGGCGAGGAGCCAAACGAGAAGCAGAACCUGGUCUCGCAAUCGAACCCAGUACAGCGCCUGCGAGUUAAAGUGCGCGGAGGGUGGGUCGAAUGCCGCGACGACAUCGACGCCUUCGCUCCCGGCCUGCUCUCCAUCUACGAAUCCCUCAAGCCAUCGGAUGAGCACAAGUCGAAGCAGAGUCAGCUCAUAGACUCCCUGACGAAGUCAGUGAGCAAAGAGUGGCCCAAUGCCCGGCUGCACCUCUACGGAUCAUGCGCCAAUUCGUUUGGAACGUCCCAUAGCGAUGUUGAUGUCUGCCUGGAGAUCGAUAUCGGCACAGGGAGCGUGGUGGAGAUGCUUCUGCGGCUGGCGGAGAUCUUGCGCGCCGACAGUUUCGACGAUGUGGAGGCAAUUACCAGUGCUAGAGUCCCAAUUGUGAGGAUGUUGGAUGCAGGGAGCGGCUUCUCUUGUGACAUCUGCAUCAACAAUCUGUUUGCUGUUGCCAACACAAAGCUGCUCAAGGAUUAUGCCCAGAUAGAUGGUAGACUGCUUCAGCUCGCCUCCAUUGUGAAGCAUUGGGCCAAACUGAGGGCUGUCAAUGAGACGUACCGCGGAACGCUCUCUAGCUAUGCAUAUGUGCUGAUGUGCAUCAGUUUCUUGCAGCUGCGAGAACCCAAGAUUCUUCCGUGUCUGCAGGCUAUGGAGCCAACAUAUACCAUGGUUGUUGAUGACACAGAAUGCACUUAUUUUGAUGAAGUUCAUCAACUUCAUGAUUUUGGGGCUGAAAACAGGGAGAGCAUUGCAGAGUUACUCUGGGCAUUUUUCCACUACUGGGCAUUCCAGCACGAUUACAGGAAAGAUGUCAUCUCCAUCCGUAUGGGAAAGAUAAUCAGCAAGAAGGAGAAGAACUGGACGACUCGUGUCGGAAAUGACCGUCAUCUGAUGUGCAUUGAGGAUCCUUUCGAGACUGGCCAUGACUUAGGCCGUGUGGUUGACAGGCAAACAAUCAGGAUCAUCAGGGAGGAGUUCGAGCGGGCUGCCGACGUACUGCAGCACAGCGACGAUCCUUGCACCACACUUUUUGACCCCUACAAUCAUGAACCUGAAUCAUUGAAAAUACCCUGAAAAUUCAGAUCACAUCUCUGCCACGAAGUGAAGUUCAGAUGACCAACUGUUUGAAUAUUUCUGGUAAACAGAAUAAAUAAAUGAACUGGGUGACAUUGAAGAAAGAGGAGAUUUGGGCCAGGUGCUCUUACUUGCUAGAACAUGAGCUGUGAUUUGUUUCAGAGGAAAUUGAUUUGGUCGGACGUAUCCCAGCUGGAGGCUGCAAUGAGCUCGCUGUAACUGGGACACUUUCAUGUUACCAUGCUCUGGUCACCUGGACAAAGCAUAAUCAAAUCUCCUUUAAGUCA
Messenger RNA from Lolium perenne, 2225 nucleotides. Its product is annotated as UTP:RNA uridylyltransferase 1. NCBI's taxonomy places the organism in Eukaryota, Viridiplantae, Streptophyta, Magnoliopsida, Poales, Poaceae. The record is from RefSeq and is a predicted model, not a curated record. Gene Ontology annotation, molecular function: RNA uridylyltransferase activity.